Chlamydomonas reinhardtii is the source of this 1441-nucleotide messenger RNA. RefSeq lists its product as uncharacterized. The record is from RefSeq and is a predicted model, not a curated record. The transcript has a single exon. The coding region runs from base 46 to 1032 and encodes 328 amino acids. NCBI's taxonomy places the organism in Eukaryota, Viridiplantae, Chlorophyta, Chlorophyceae, Chlamydomonadales, Chlamydomonadaceae.
GUAUAUACAAUCUACUGCACUCGUGGCUUCACAGGUGCCAGCCGCAUGCCGCUGUUCCGCCCCCUGCCGAGGUCGGUGUCUCGCCCUGCAGCGGCCGCCGACGUCGCUGCCGACGCCUUGUCCGCCCCUGCUCAACACGGCGGUGGUGGCGCCAGCGCUCCCAUUGCGGCACCGGCGGCCGCCACCGGUGGCGCUGCUGGGUCCACCACUGCCGGGCCAGCAGCUGGCUCGGCUGCAGGCGCUGGUGCUGGCGCUGGUGCUGGUGCUACCUGCUGGGGAGUGGGCCACCAGUCAGCCGCCGCUGCCGUCGGGUUGUCAGCACCGCGGCAGGCGGCGGCGGCGGCAGCGGUGGCGUCAGCUUCCUGUGGCCCGGCGGGCGGCACGCAGGCCUCCUGGCCGCCGCCGCCGCAGCAGCUGCACCGGCAGGCGCCUCACGCAGCAGACCCUCAGCACCCACAACAGCACCAGACCUUGAACCACCGGCAGGCGCAGCAGCAACACGAUCAGCCGCCACAGCGGCAGCCGCCGCAGCCGUGGACGGACCGCGCAAAGCAACCGGGCGGGCCGCCUCAAGCCCCGCAGCCGCCAUCUGCACCGGCAGCAGCAGCAGCCGGCAAUGGGGCUGGCGCGACUGCUGACGCCUUCGCACGCCUGACGGGUGGAGGUGGAGGUGGAGGUGGCGGCUACGCCGGCGGCAGCAGGCUGCAGGCGUCCCGCCGGACCGGCGCCGGCGGCGCCAGCGGAGGUGGCCGUGGCAGUAGCAGCAACGUGAGCAGCCCCAGCAGCAGCCCCAGCAGCACCGGCGGCCGUGUGGGGUCAUCGUCACAGCCCGGUUCCCAGCCGCGCCAGCAGCGGGGGCCGUCGCAACCCCGGCCGGCGGAUGCGGCGCCGCCUCGCCCGCCGCCGCCAGCGCCCACGGUGGCUCCGGCGCUGGCCAAGGACGCGGCGUGCCCGGUGUGCGGGCAGCAGUUCGGGCCGCGCACUACCAAUGCGGAGUACAACGCGCACGUAGAUGCUUGCCUGCGUUGGUGAGAUCCAUCCAUGCAUAUGCCGAUGGGGUCGGACUACUGUCCAUGCGAUGGUCACGGGGGGAGUGCCAGUGCAUUCCGGCAGGGGUGUGUUGGAUUGGCGGGUCGUAAUUGAGGGAGCCUGAGCCAGCAGGUCGCAUGCGUGCUGCUGGCCCGAUUUUGCAAAUGUACGAUAACGUUGCGGUAAUAGAGGUGACGGGUUGGCUGGGGCUUGCUGCCUACGAGGAGCCCAGCGUGUGCAGGAUGCUGCUGCUGCAGGAUGAUGCUAAUGGCCAGGCAGCCAGGGGCUGUCUGAAGGGGCUGUUUAAGAAUCGUGAAGGGGCUUCGACAAACAUUGCGUCCCGCAAGCUGCGGACUGCGUGUGUUGCUACCCGUGUCAGACAGCAUGGGCAAGCAUGUAACAUCCUGAGAUG